Molecule: messenger RNA, 1500 nt
Organism: Lodderomyces oxycetoniae
Lineage: Eukaryota; Fungi; Ascomycota; Pichiomycetes; Serinales; Debaryomycetaceae
Exons: 1
Coding region: 1-1500 (499 amino acids)
Biological process (GO): negative regulation of silent mating-type cassette heterochromatin formation; negative regulation of rDNA heterochromatin formation
Cellular component (GO): Rpd3L-Expanded complex; Rpd3L complex
Source: RefSeq, a predicted model, not a curated record
AUGUCGCGUCGUUCUGUUAGAAGAUCAAUAAACCUAGACUCGAAAACUAGAAAUGAACUACGUUCGGAUAUUGCGUCACAAGGUCCCAAACUAGACAAUGAAGGAAGGGUCGGUUCAGGAGUAGAUGAUGAAGAGUCAAGAGAAGAAGAAGAAGAAGAAGAAGAAGGAGGAGGAGAAGGAGAAGACGAAGAAGGAGAAGAAGGAGACAACGAAAACGAAGAAGAAAUAACUAGGUGUAUAUGUGGACUAGACGAAUUGCAAAGCAACUUAAUUAAUCCGGAUUUGGCACAACUAUUGAAAAAGGAGUUUAAAAUAGAAAUCGAUCUGGGAUUAUUCAUCCAAUGCGAUAAAUGUGGUGUAUGGCAACACGGAUAUUGUGUUGGAUUAUAUGAAAGUGAUGAUGUUCCUGAUAAGUAUUGGUGUGAACAGUGUAAACCAGAGUUGCAUACAGCUGUUAAAAAUGACUCUUACCUGGUUAGAACUCUAUAUAAGCCAGUCAAUGAUAAGAGAAGAAAGAUUGAACAAUUUGGCUUAAAUGAACAAGAUGACAAUGAGGAGAUAAAGUCUGAAUAUCAUCAUCAUAACAACUCGGGAGGCAAUGGCGCUAGAAAGGGGAAAAGAAAUGAAAAAUCUCUCAAUACUACGCUUCAAGUAACAACAACAACAACAACAAUAACAACAACAACAACAAAGGAAAAACGAAAAGAAAGGAGAUUACAUCAUCAACACAAAGAUGAAGAGGAAUAUGAUAAGCAGUUACAAAAAGCGUUGAGAGAAAGUGCCAAAGAAUCGGGACUAGUGGCCGAUGAAUCAGAUACAGGGCGCGUAUCUCCCAGGAAAAGAACAAGUAGGAAUGGCACUUCUUCUGCAACUUCAAAUUCAAAUACUAAAAAUUCCGCUGAACCAAGUGAUGGAACAGAAUCAAGGCCUAAACGGUUUAAAUUGGACACUGAUGCAGAAACUGAAGUUAAUAAUAGUAGCAACAACAAUAACAACAGUACUAAUAACAAUAGCAAUGGCAGUAUUAGUAGUAGUAGUAGUAAAUCCGAGAUAAAAUCGGAAUCACUAACAUCAAGGAGCAAAUCGAAAAGGAAGAUAAAAGAAAACAAUAUUAAAAGUAGUGUCACCUCAUCGUCAUCUUCAUCCUCAGUACUGUCUGUUUCAGGGAAAAACAAUUCCAAACAAGUUGAACAGUCUACAAACAAAGACGAGCUAAUAAAAUCAUCUUACAAACCUCGAUAUGUUAGCAGUAAAUCAACUAUUUAUGAUCUUCGCAAACGCACAAGUGCAAUAAUUGAAUGGAUAGCGAGAACUCAACAAGAUCUACAAGAGGAAAAAUUGCAUAAAUUGGAAUUGUAUUCCUUUGCUCCGGAUACAGAAAAGGCCAAGGAGGAGAAAACGGUAAUGGAGCUGACUUUUAAUGAGCAAGGAGCAAUGAUCGAUAAAUUACGAAAUAUGAUCAAUGAGUGGGAACUGAAAUUUGGCAAGUAUGCUCCUUGA